Molecule: messenger RNA, 5137 nt
Organism: Choloepus didactylus (southern two-toed sloth)
Lineage: Eukaryota; Metazoa; Chordata; Mammalia; Pilosa; Megalonychidae
Gene: SH3BP4
Product: SH3 domain binding protein 4
Exons: 6
Coding region: 389-3280 (963 amino acids)
Cellular component (GO): cytoplasm
Molecular function (GO): protein binding
Source: RefSeq, a predicted model, not a curated record
GGAGGCUGGGGCCGAGCGCUCCAGGCACUCUCCGCGGUCCCGGCCGGUCUCUGUUGCCGCCGUCGCUGCCGCCGCCGCCGGGCGGAGAAUCCCGCGGAGCCGCGCGCGUCCCUGGCCGGGCCGAGCCGCCGGACCGCGAGGAGGAGCCGCGGGCGCCCGCGGGGACGCAAUGCGAGCCAGCAUCUCCUCCCUUUCCUGGAUGGGAGGCUGGGGCCUGGGGCUUUUCCUCUGACACCUGGGAGCUGGUGGCCUCUACCAGGAAGAAGCACGUUGCAGAGGACACCAUAGGGAACUUUGGUUGCUUGAGACAGAAGCUGCGGCAAUCGCUGGACCUACUGGAGGAGAAAGUAUGAGACCUUAGCAGCCUCAUCCGGAAGAGAGCUCCAACAUGGCGGCUCAGCGGAUCCGAGCUGCCAACUCCAGCGGCCUCCCUCGGUGCAAGUCCGAGGGGACCCUGAUCGACCUGAGCGAAGGGUUUUCAGAGACGAGCUUUAAUGAUGUCAAAGUGCCUUCUCCCAGUGCCUUGCUCGUGGACAAUCCCACGCCUUUUGGGAAUGCAAAAGAAGUGAUCGCAAUCAAGGACUAUUGCCCGACUAACUUCACCACCCUCAAGUUCUCCAAGGGUGACCACCUCUACGUCCUGGAUACAUCAGGCGGUGAGUGGUGGUAUGCACACAACACCACGGAGAUGGGCUACAUCCCUUCUUCCUACGUACAGCCCUUAAACUACCGUAACUCAACGUUGAGUGACAGUGGGAUGAUUGACAAUCUUCCGGACAGCCCAGACGAAGUAGCGAAGGAGUUAGAUUUGCUUGGAGGAUGGACAGAGGAAAAGAUAGGAUCAAGCAAAGCAUACAGUAACAACCCUUUCUGGAAUGGGACACAAACAAACCCUUUUCUGAAUGGGAACGUGCCGGCGAUGCCCAGCCUGGAUGAGCUGAAUCCCAAAAGCACUGUGGAUUUGCUCUUAUUUGAUACCGGCACAUCCUCGUUCACCGAAUCCAGCUCGGCAACCACCAAUAGCACCGGCAAUAUCUUUGAUGAGCUUCCAGCCACCCAUCAGCUUAAUGCAGAUCAGCCGGCCAAGCGAGACAACCCCUUCUUUAGAAGCAAACGUUCCUACAGUCUGUCCGAACUCUCCGUUCUCCAAGCCAAGUCGGACGCUCCCGCAUCGUCGGGUUUUUUCACUGGGUUGAAAUCUCCUGCCCCUGAGCAAUUUCAGAGCCGGGAGGAUUUUCGAACUGCCUGGCUGAACCACCGGAAGCUGGCCCGGUCUUGCCAUGACUUGGACCUGCUUGGCCAGAGCCCCGGUUGGGGCCAGACCCAAGCUGUGGAAACCAACAUCGUGUGCAAGCUGGAGAGUUCCGGGGGCGCCGUGCAACUUCCUGACACCAACAUCAGUAUCCAUGUGCCCGAAAGUCACGUGGCUCCCGGGGAAACGCAGCAGAUCUCCAUGAAAGCUCUGCUGGACCCUCCUUUGGAGCUCAACAGUGACAGAUGCAGCAGCGUCAGCCCUGUGUUGGAGGUAAAGCUGAGCAACCUGGAAGUGAAGACUCCCAUCAUGUUGGAGAUGAAAGUUUCAGCCGAGGUGAAAAAUGACAUUUUUAGCAAAAGCACAGUGGGCCUCCAGUGCCUAAGGAGCGACUCAAAGGAAGGGCCAUAUGUCUCCAUCCCUCUCACCUACAGCUAUGGGGACACGGUCCAGGUGCAGCUGGAGAACCUGGAACCCUGUAUGUACCUGGCGAUUGUUGCUCAUGGCCCAAACAUUCUCUACCCUUCCACCGUAUGGGACUUCAUCCAUAAAAAAGUCACGGUGGGUCUCUAUGGUCCCAAACACAUUCACCCAUCUUUCAAAACUGUGGUGACCCUUUUUGGGCAUGAUUGUGCCCCAAAGACCCUGCUGGUCAGCGAGGUCACCCGCCAGGCCCCCAGCCCUGCCCCGGUGGCACUGCAGCUGUGGGGCAAGCACCAGUUCAUUUUGUCCAGGCCCCAAGAUCUCAAGCUCUGCAUGUUUUCCAACAUGACAAAUUUUGAAGUCAAAGCCAGUGAGCAAGCCAAAGUGGUGAGAGGGUUCCAGAUGAAGCUGGGCAAGGUGAGCCGUCUCAUAUUCCCCAUCACUUGCCACAACCCCAACGAGCUCUCUGACUUCACCUUGAGGGUCCAGGUGAAAGACGACCAGGAGACCAUCCUGACCCAGUUCUGUGUCCAGACCCCGCAGCCGCCACCCAAAAGCGCCAUCAAACCGUCUGGGCAGAGAAGGUUUCUCAAGAAGAACGAAGUGGGGAAGAUAAUUCUGUCCCCAUUCGCUGCCACCACGAAGUACCCCACGUUUCAGGACCGCCCCGUGUCCAGCCUCAAGUUUGGCAAGUUGCUCAAGACCGUGGUGAGGCAGAAUAAGAACCACUACCUGCUGGAGUACAAGAAGGGCGACGUGAUCGCCCUGCUCAGCGAGGAGAAGAUCAGGCUUAAGGGGCAGCUCUGGACCAAGGAGUGGUACAUCGGCUACUACCAGGGGAAGCUCGGCCUCGUGCACACCAAGAACGUGCUGGUGGUCGGCAAGGCCAAGCCAAGCUUCUUCUCCGGACCCGAGCUGAGCACCGCGAUGCUGCUGGAGCAGAUCCUGAGACCCUGCAAGUUCCUCACCUACAUCUACGCCUCCGUGAGGACCCUGCUCAUGGAGAACAUCAGCAGCUGGCGUGUGUUUGCGGACGCCUUGGGCUAUACCAAUCUGCCGCUCACCUUCUUCUGCCGGGCAGAAUUGGAUAGUGAGCCCGAGCGGGUGGCAUCUGUUCUGGAAAAGUUGAAGGAGGAUUGUAACAACAUGGAGAACAAAGACAGAAAGUCCUUUCAGAAGGAACUCAUGAUGGCCUUACUGAGGAUGGACUGCCAGGGGCUGGUGGUCAGACUCCUGCAGGACUUUGUGCUGCUGACCACAGCCGUCGAGGUGGCCCAGCGCUGGAGGGAGCUGGCCGAAAAGCUCGCCAAGGUCUCCAAGCAGCAGAUGGAUGCAUACGAGUCACCCCACCGGGACAGGAGCGGGGUCGUGGACAGUGAGGCCAUGUGGAAACCCGCAUACGACUUCUUACUGACCUGGAGCCACCAGGUCGGGGACAGCUACCGGGAUGUCAUCCAGGAGCUGCACAUUGGCCUGGACAAGAUGAAAAACCCCAUCACCAAGCGCUGGAAACACCUCACGGGGACCCUCAUCCUGGUGAACUGCCUGGAGAUCCUGAGAGCAGCCGCCUUCAGUUCCGUGGACGAAGACGACCUUGUGAUUUGAACCGUGCCCCCCUCCCUGCUGCUCUGGGCUGCACCCCCUCUCUGCCGGUCCACGCUGGAUGCCCACAGUCGCCGUGGAGCUGGGGAGGCCUGCAGAGCAGCUGCUCAGACAGAUUCCGGCUCCCUCCAGGCUGGGCCUAUGCCCAAGGACCAAGCACACGCAGUUCUCCACCCUUCUCUCCCCCCAGGGAGGCCGAAGGGAUUUCCUACUGCAGGUCGUUGCCAAUCAAAUAGCUUUCUAUUUGUUAAGUAUAAAUUUACAUUUAAAAUCACUUUUUUAAAGUAUGGGGGGAGGGGACAUAGGAGAAGGUGGUAUCUAAUUUUUUAAUGCAUUGUAGGUUAAAAAACAAAACCACUUGAUGGGGACAGAUGCUUUUGAGGUUUUUAUGUUGUAUAAAGACCUUUUUAAAUUAUGUUACAGAUGUAAAUAUGUAUUUAUAGGUCAUCGAGGGCAUUUCUGAUCCCCAGCCACAUUUUGCAUUUCAUCACUUAGACAGAAAGGCAAUUGUUUGAGUGUUGGACCUUCUUUUCUCUGUACCUGUGAAAAGGUAAAUCACAUAGGAAAAGUGGUUUUCGGUCAGUGAGGAUUGCUGAUAUCCAUUCUUUGUGAGAGUGCUCUAGGCCCUACUCCCACCCCUUAUUUUAAUUGCCCUUGUACCUUUUCCUUUGAAUCUUUUGUGAGAGUUAGUGUGCAGAGUUAAUCCCGACAAUAGCGAUUAGGUGCUGUUGAGGGGUUUCUGCCAGUAGAUUAGAAAGCAUUUGGGAGUCAGAAUUCCUUUUGGGGCUGUUUCAGCUCAGAACCUCAGCCCCUGCCUGUGUGUACUCAGUUGUUCAAAAGAACAGUGCCAUCGGAGAGUGAGGUGGCCCCUGCAGCUCCAUGACUUCAUUGUCAUGUUUCUCCUUUGGAGGCAGGUGGGUUCUUCCUGUAGAGAGCACAACCGCGACGGCCACCAAACUUUCUCAUGUCCCCUGUAAAUACCGUGGUUCACUUCACAGUUAACACAUGCACUGGCACGCCACAGGGACCUCUGCCAUUUGCCAAACUCCCCGCUUCGUUCCAUCUAAAAUGUAACCCUUCUCCCUUCUUGGUACCCUGUAUCCUUGGAAAUGGAUGGUAUAAGAGAGAACCAUUUUGGGGGCCAGUGUAAAGAUUAACUGAGCACGAUGACAUUUUCUGUAAAUUGAAAUUGUUUCCCCCCUAAAAUCAGGGACCUGGCAAAGUGUUGCAUUAAUAAAUUGAACUUUUAGGGUUGUAGAUAAAUACGGAUAUGUGCAGGUAUAUCCACAUUUGAUGAAUUCUUUGCCUAGCAGUUGUGACAUCUCAGAAGGGAGCAAGAGACAGAACUGGGGAAAUAUUUGACAAAUCAAUAGAGUGAGGUGACCCCCAGGAACACACUGUAUUUGUCUGCAGUGGUGUUGGGCCAUUUGGGAUCCCCAGAUCUCCUCCUCUAAAUCCGCCUUCUUGAACUGUAUUAAUUACUCGGUAUAAUCAAUGUAUAAUCUCUUAUUGGGCCCAGACAUUGUUAUACAUCUACUGAUUCGGAUUCUGAAGGCCAACAGGCUAAAAAACAAAACAAACAAGCAAAAAACACUGAAACAUUUUAUGCUGCAAGAACCAGGACACGCAUUCCCCAAUCAGCACAUGAAAUAACCUUAAAUUCUGCUUCUCAACUCUUCCCCAUCACUUUUUUCCAGAAGUCAUCGCUCACCUUUUCCCCAAAGAAGAAACAAAACCAGUUGCACCUUAAACCAUGGAUAUUUUUCCUCAGGGGCUUCAAAUUGUUUCCUAUGCAACAUGUCUUGUAGCACAAAUUAAAUCCUAACAAAAGUUGCAGUAAAUUUUAUUUGGAUAUUUUAA